CUAGAGGCCAGACCGCGGCGGGAUCCGACGUCUGAGCUGGAACCGGCGGACUGAACGGAGCACGGCAGCUGCAGCUAGGGCGGUGCGGCCGGGGCUCCCCGCCAGGUCGCAGAGGCGAGCAGGGACUAGCGGGCAGCCGUCGGCGCAGGCACAAUGGGGAACCGAGAGAUGGAGGAGCUGAUUCCUCUGGUGAACCGUCUGCAGGAUGCCUUCUCAGCGCUGGGACAGAGCUGCCUGCUGGAGCUGCCGCAGAUCGCUGUGGUGGGCGGCCAGAGCGCCGGCAAGAGCUCAGUGCUCGAGAACUUCGUGGGCAGGGACUUUCUCCCUCGAGGGUCAGGCAUUGUAACAAGACGCCCUCUGGUGCUGCAGCUUGUUACUUCGAAAGCAGAAUAUGCUGAAUUUCUACAUUGCAAAGGAAAAAAAUUUACAGAUUUUGAUGAAGUUCGCCAUGAGAUUGAAGUAGAAACAGAUCGAGUAACUGGGAUGAAUAAAGGCAUUUCCUCCGUACCCAUUAAUUUACGAGUCUAUUCCCCACAUGUGUUAAAUCUAACCCUCAUCGACCUACCUGGAAUUACUAAAGUGCCUGUGGGAGAUCAGCCACCAGAUAUUGAGUACCAGAUCAGAGAAAUGAUUAUGCAGUUCAUUACCCGGGAGAACUGUCUGAUUUUGGCUGUUACCCCAGCCAACACCGAUCUUGCAAACUCAGAUGCAUUGAAGCUAGCUAAAGAAGUUGAUCCUCAAGGUCUAAGAACCAUUGGCGUCAUCACUAAACUGGAUCUUAUGGAUGAAGGAACAGAUGCUCGGGAUGUUCUAGAGAACAAGCUGCUGCCGCUCCGCAGGGGUUACAUUGGGGUGGUAAACAGAAGCCAGAAGGACAUAGAUGGGAAGAAGGACAUAAAGGCUGCCAUGUUGGCAGAAAGGAAAUUUUUUCUCUCACACCCGGCUUAUAGGCAUAUUGCUGAUCGGAUGGGGACCCCACACCUGCAGAAGGUCCUUAAUCAGCAACUUACCAACCACAUCAGAGACACCCUGCCCAACUUCAGGAACAAACUGCAGGGACAGUUGCUGUCCAUAGAACACGAAGUAGAAGCCUACAAAAACUUCAAGCCAGAAGACCCCACCAGGAAGACCAAAGCAUUGCUUCAGAUGGUUCAGCAAUUUGCUGUGGACUUUGAGAAGAGAAUUGAAGGGUCAGGGGAUCAAGUAGAUACACUGGAGCUCUCAGGGGGUGCUAAAAUCAAUCGUAUUUUCCAUGAACGCUUUCCUUUUGAGAUAGUAAAGAUGGAGUUCAAUGAGAAAGAAUUACGAAGAGAAAUAAGCUAUGCAAUCAAAAACAUACAUGGUAUCAGGACAGGGUUGUUUACUCCAGACAUGGCAUUUGAAGCAAUAGUCAAAAAACAAAUUGUAAAGCUGAAAGGGCCUUCCCUGAAGAGUGUAGAUCUGGUAAUACAAGAAUUAAUCAACACUGUCAAGAAGUGUACCAAAAAACUGGCAAACUUCCCCAGACUCUGUGAGGAAACGGAAAGGAUCGUUGCUAACCACAUUCGUGAGCGAGAAGGGAAGACAAAGGACCAGGUACUGCUAUUGAUUGACAUCCAAGUCUCCUACAUCAAUACCAACCAUGAAGAUUUCAUUGGCUUUGCAAAUGCUCAGCAGAGGAGCAGUCAGGUUCACAAGAAAAACACAAUUGGAAAUCAGGGAACCAAUCUUCCGCCUUCAAGGCAAAUUGUGAUUCGAAAGGGAUGGCUAACCAUCAGCAACAUUGGCAUCAUGAAAGGAGGCUCUAAGGGAUACUGGUUCGUCCUUACUGCUGAAAGCUUGUCGUGGUACAAAGAUGAUGAGUCUUCUGCUGCAGAUACUGAAAUAAGGUCAGAGAAUACAUGUGAAGAAAUGGCUUUUCAAGGAACAGGUGGAAAUUGAAAAGAAAAUGGAACCUGGAGUUUUGUGAGUCUGUCUGUCUUGUAAACAUAGUAUUUAUGAGGAUGGAGGAGGGUGUGGGAGGACUUGUUGUCAUGAUUUUACAUAAUCAGAUCAAAUUGUUCAAAUUCUGUAGUGCUUGCUAUUCAUUGCAGUGAAGCAAAAGAGUGAAUUUGUAGGUAACAGGUGAUAAUAUGGGUUUUAUUCACCUAAGCAAAUAAUUGCAGCAGAAGUGUCGUCAGGCUUAUUCUAAUGUCACAUAGAAAAAAGUCUGAUGAAUCAAGAGAUGGGAAAGUGCAGGAAAGAUACUGGAAUCAUAAUAAAGAAGGGAAAUCAAUUGUGAGAUUUCUCAUUCUUGUUUUCAUGGCAGUUUCCAUAUUCCUGUGAGAAGCUUGAAGGUUGCUCUGUCUCUGGUAUCAAUCAUACCUUAGCCAGACAGCAAACUAGGGCUGGUCACUGCAGCUGGAAGAUUUCUUCCUGACAAUGAUUCAUGCGAGCCAAUUGUCAGAAGUUUUAAAGUUCUUAAAUAGAAGCUGAUGUUUGUCUUUUACUGUUGUGCAGUCACUGAAGAGGUUUCAUAUAUGAAAUAGCUUUGCAGAAAAAUAAGUCUACCCCUUAUCUUUAAACAAGGCUUGCCUCAGAAAUCAUCUACUCGUUCAUGGGGCAUGACAUUUUCUGAGUAUUUCAUGUUUCAUGUACCUGUGUGAUGAAAUUCUUUUUCUUACAGUACAUAGGUUACCAUAGGAGAAGGUAUAGGAUAUGCUAUUUCAUAAGCCCAAACUUUAUUUUAUGUUGUCAUGAGAGACUAAAAAGGCAGGAAAAAAUUAUGUAUUUAACUUACGGUCUUUGAAAUUAUUCAUUAACAUCAUGUGCUGAUUUUAGUAUAUAAGAAGGGAUGGUCAAAUACUUCUAAUCCAGGCUGCACACCUGGGUUCAGAAACAGGAAAGAUAAAAGGUGGAAGACCCCCUAGUCAGAUUAGUAUUGAAAAGUUUUUACUUCUUUAUACCUCUCCUGUCAACCCAAGCAUCCUUCCAUAUGAAAUCAAAUAUUUUAGCCUUGGAGCAAACCUUAAAGAUCGUAAUAAUCAAACAUCCUUUUUGAUAGAUAGAAGAAACUAAGGCUUAGAAAGGUUAAUUAGCUAAGUUUCCCCAGGUCAAAUAACCACUUGGAAGAAAAUCAAUCUCAGGAUAUGGGUUUGCAGCCUGCCAAGUCCAGGUUUCUUUCUUUUCUUCCCACACACUGUCCCCUGCACCUAACUUUUCCCUGAAAGGCAGGAGAGCAGUGGCAGUAUCUCCACUGUUGGCAUCAUCCAGGCAGAGCAGUAUGUUCUUUUAGAGGGAGCUUCUUGCAUACAAACCAACUGUACUUCAGGCCAAGGGAACCAGAAAUGACAGGCUUGCCUUACUUUACUCUGUAUCUGCCUCAGAGAUUACUUUUUUGAGAAAAUGCUUUGACAUGGUGAAUUAAAAGGCAUUGUUAGAAGUGGAUACAAAGAGGAUGGCAUUUGGGGUACUGAUAAUGUUGAUUCUUGAUCUGGUGCUGGUUACAUGGGAACUCCAGUUUGUGAAAAUUCUGUGAGCUAUGCAUUUCUGGACACUUCAAUAAGAAGUUUAAACAUUUUAUAGGAUAAUUAAAAUUUGUUUUUAAGGAAAGCAUGUUGGCAUCAAAGAAAUUGAAUAUUACUGGAAAUUAUUUACACAUAUAUUUAAAAAAUUUAAAACAAAAAUUUCAACAAAAACAAUCAUCAUUGUUUGACAUGACCAGAGUUACUAUAGUAAAGGCAAAUUUAAUCUAUUUUUUUUCUGAUAGAAAGUUUUUCUGGAUGCUAGAUCUUUCCUUCAUAAUGUAUAAAUGCUGAAAAAGAAAUUUAAAAACAAAAUCUGUUAAAUACUUACUUUGUCUUCUUUUUAUGGGAAUUAUUCUAAAUUAUAGCUAGCUCAAAGCUUUUUUCAUUAGAACUUGUAAUAUAUGUCUAGAUAUUUAAGAAAUCUAUUUCAAAACUUCAUGGUAUCCCAUUAUAAUUUCUGUGGAGAAAAAGAAAACUUAGAAGUUGGCUUGGCUGGAUAAAAUGUUGUUUUAGCUAUGUAACUAUUUUCAUUAACAAAGAAAUGUUUAUGUAUAUAUACAGACAUAUAUAUGUGUAUACACACAACACAGAAUUAGAAUAUGAUAAUUAUACUUUACCACUAAAGCUCCAUUGGACAUAUUUGAGUGACUUUGUGAUGAGUCAGAAGCAUUUUAGGAUAUUAUAGCACUUUAAUUAUUGUAUACUAGAUCAAUAUUCUAUAGCUAUGAAAAAUGGCCAGGAACAAGAUGGAAUAUAAAUUUGGAAGUAAAGGUACUUAGUUGGAGAGACAGCGAAAAUAAAGACAACUGUGUUUGCAUAGUGAAAAAAAAAGCAUAAUAGUGUGUGUAGGUAUAGAGAGACUGUUGAAAAAAUGAACUCUUAUUAAUUGUUGAAAAUCAGCUAUUCUUUUCAGUAGUAUGAGAGAGAAAAUAAGAGAAUACUUGAAAUCAAUACAUUUGAAAUGAGUCUUCUUUUCUGUUUCCAACUUAUAGUGGAGGGCAUAUUAAUCAGAAAAAUGAUCAAAUAGACAAAAAUCCAGAAAGGAUAUCUUUGGCAUAAGGUACCUGAGUGAUCAAUCCCUAUUUCAUAUAGAUUCACUGAUGUUGAGAGGAACUAAAUACUGUUAAGAAACUGAGGAAGUUCCCAUGUGGUGCAGUGGGUUAAGGAUCUGGCUGUAGGGACUAGGGUUCGAUCCCUGGUCUGGGAACUUCUAUAUGCCAUGGGUGUGCCUCCCCCCAGAAAAGAGAAACUGAUACCAAUUUCAUUAACAAUAUGCAAAUAUUUUUAUGUUUCAAAUAUACCUACUCAGCAGAUAUCAAGUAAGCACAUUUAAAGUUGAUCCUGUGUUCCCAGUAACUGGCUAAUAUGAGUAGACUGUUUUAAUGGUAAUUAUUUGUAAGCUUGUUGGGCAGGGACCAUUUCUACCACAGUUUUGAAUAGCAGCUUGAAUCCUGUUGGCUUCUAAAAUAUGUUAAAUAGCAAUGCUCUCUGGGGAUGUUGGCAUCUGGUAACUUUUCUUUGACAUGCAAACUGAAAUUUUUGGCUACAGUAGUUUGUGCAUUUGCCCCUUCCACGCUCUCUACGUACAUCAAAUAAAUCAUGCUUACUGGAAGAUAGAAUGAUUUCUGAAUGUCCAUGAACCCAAAGGGGAAGACGUAGACUUAGGGAUUUUUUUCAAGCUCCAAUCUUUAUGAAAUAUGUGUGUUUUAGAUUAAGAAGCAACACAAAAGUUAAAAAUCAGGGACCCAAAUUUGCUAGAGCAAAAUUUGGAUGAUUAAAGAAUGAACUAAAUAAAGCCAAAUGGGAUAGAGUAAUAGCUAAAAUAAUACCACAUUUUAAGAAGAAUAAAACUGUAAAUUUCCCCCUUCAAAUUCUACUUUUCCAUCGGUCGAGCUUAAUACUUGUUCAUCUUUUCUUAAUGGAAACUAAGAGAUAAUCCUUAUGACUCCUUAUGAAACAGAGCCAGGGUGACUGUCUCAUUGAAAACCUAGCCAUAGAACCACUGUGGGAAUUGUUAUGCCUAUGACUUAAUUCUGAUUUUGAACACAUUGGCUCUUAUAAAUCCUGGAGAGUUAUAAAAUCUUGAGCCAUUUUUUUCUAAGAUACCUGAUAAUUCCAUUGGUAAUAUACACUUAAUGCUGUAGAAAAAAAAGAGGAAGGGCCAAGAUCAUCUGUACAAACUCUUGUCAGAGAAAUAAAGGCCUCAUAGGAGGACCUGAAUAAAAUCAAGAAAUUUAGCCAUUUAGUUGCUAAAAUAAGAUGUAGAAUUCUAGAAUUUAUCCAAAUAUAGACUUUUAAUAUACUGAGGAAUCAUAUUUCAGAAUAUCUUCUCCAUUCCAAAGUCUUUUUUCCCUUGGAAGAUUUGUAUAUAUCUUAUACAAUUUGACCCUAAAAAUGUUCUCCUUUUUUUUUUUUGGAGUUUUUAGAGUCAACUCUGUGAUAAAAUUUGAAGUACUUUGAUGCCCUUAUCAAUAGUUUUAUCUGAGACAUGUUCAACCGUAGCAGUGAUUACCUGGCAUAUAUUGUUGAGGCAUUGAUCUGCUUAUUCCUAAAAAAAAAAAAAAAAAAAAAUACAAAGCUUCCCCCCACCCCAGUUUUAAAAAUCAAGGUCAAAACCUGGCUUCUUCGUUGAUAAUAGAUGAUUUAGUAUGAUCAGACAAAGGCUUCAACUCAUCAGAUUACAUCAGAAACCAGAUGUUUAUUCUGGAGUCAAAGUUCAAAAGGUUAAAAUGACUCGUAGACACUCCAAGCCAAAUUAGAGAAAACUGAUUAAUUCCUGUCAAAUGUUUCUUUCUUAUAAAUGAGACUUAACUCCUUGGGCAAGUAUAACAUCCUUUUCACCUUUAUGAUCACCAAAAUUUCGUUAGAGAAGAAAUAAGAGAAACAAUAUAUAUGUAUACACACACGUAUUGGACACACCCGUGUGUGUGUAUUUUUUUAAAAUCUCAUAUUCCAACCACUCAAAGCAAUUGUUGAAUAUAUGUAUCAUCUUGGUUUAUACCCAGAUUUCAUGUCCAGGAUAAGCCAUGUUUUUCACAUAAAUAUUUUCCCAUAUUAGAUAUGUACCUAGAUAUUGACCAUAACCGUGGAUUCUUAACAUGACAUUAAAAUUUCAUUUCACUAUUAGAAAAUCAUAAUGUGUUAUUUUUUUUUCACCAAAUCCUUUCCAAGUUUCACAAGAACUUCAUUUUAUUAAUUGAGCUGUUAUAUCUAUGAUUAUUUGUUUCAACGGACAUGGAAUCCUUCCUAGAAAAAAAAAAAAUGUUGAAUUAGAAUUACAGCUCAGAAGCAGUCACCCAUACAGUCAUACUAAUAGAAGCUGUGAACUUUACUUGUCUUCUUAUACCCAUUCAUAUAAUGUCACCACUAUUCCCUGAAACAUGGAGAAGCAGAGACUUCUUUCUAAGUUUAAAUACUUUCUUUGAUUCUCUUCUUGCUGCUGCAUCCUUUCUUACAGGAGCAGCAGUAUAAGAGGCUAUUUUUGGAAAUCCAAAACCAAAACAGUGGUUGGGAAGUCAUGUGUUAGGUGUGGUUAGGGCCUGUCAACCAGCUAUGCUCAGUCCUUUACCCUCUGAAAUAUUUGAAAGCUCCUAGUGGGUCCUCUGAUGUAGACGUGAGCAAAAAUUCAAUAGGACAAAGAUUUAAACGUGCUCUGGGCUUCUUUUCUAUUAGAGAUGUAUUCCCUGGUUGAAUUUUGGCUUCACACUUUAUUUUCUUCUGCUCACUGCCUCUUAUUGCAUCACUUAUUUAUUUUUUCAUUCUUUCUUUCUUCUUCUCCUUACUAAUUUUGUUUUUGAAAAUUCAAUUCAUUUUUUGCUAUAGAAUAUUUUGUAUGCUAGGCAGUGUUCCAUUUCUGCCAUGUUUUUCCCCCACAAUCUGUCAACCAAACCUUAUUCUAUAGUUGACUUCCCCUUGAGAAAAAGAAAAAGAGACAAAGUUUUUCAAACAAGUGUAUGAAGCAGUAGUGGGGGAAUCACCGUGAUUGCAUUUGGAAACACAGACUUCAUGUCUUCAUUUAAAAACAAAAAUUUAUGGCUGUAUUGUGGUAUAUGGAAAUUCCCGGGCCAGUGAUUGAAGCUGAGCUACAGCAGCAAGAUUCUUUCACCUGCUGUGCCAGGCCAGGGAUUGAACCCUCACCUCUGCAGAGACCUGAGCUGCUGCAGUUGGAUUCUUAUCCCACUGUGCCACAGCAGGGGCUCCCAUGACUUCAUAAUUUUUAUCAUCUUUUAAAUUAGAGUGGUCAACAGUGUAUAUUUCCGGAUGUGUAUUUUGUGUGUGUGUGUGUGUGUGUGUGUGUGUGUGUAAUUGUAGAAUAUUUUUCUUAUUACUGAAACAGAUUCUGGACUAUAAUGAUAUCAUCUGGUCAUCUGCUAAUUGAAAUAAUUCCUGCAUGUUUGAAGGCAACAGAGGAUCUGUGAACUUGUAAAAUUUCUUUAUCUUUUAUAGACAUAAUCAUCAUGGCAAACCAUUACAGAGGGAUGGAUAGCAGGAGAGUAAAAGGAAAACAAUAGCAUAUUGAGCCAGGCUCUUAAGAAAGGCUGUGGGUUAAGAAUCUAAUGUUGUCACUGCAGUGGCUUGUGUUGCUGCUGUGACACCGGUUUGAUCCCUGGUCCAGGAGAUUCUACAUGCUGUGGGCACAGCCAAAAUUAAAAAAAGAAAAAAAAAAAGAAAAACCAUUAAUAAUAGCUAUGUAGCUCAAUCAGAAUUGAAUGGUGAGACUGAUAGAAACUGGUUUGGGUUUGGAUUAAGUACCUGAAGAAGUUGUUUUUGUUUUUAUUAUGUUACUCUGGUAAGAUUAAAAUUAACCUGAGUAAGGGUAAGGAGGACUGAGAAAUUGAUGUUACUUGUUUCAUUGUAACAAGCUAAAGAAGAUAAAUUUUGCAAAUUUUUAAAGUAAAACCUGGUUUGUGCCUAACGUGAAGUUAUUUGUAAUCGUUAUAGGACUGUUCACAUAAUUUACUGUGGAAACACUUAUGUGUGGGUUUUGCAGCAUGUGAUAUAUACAUAAUAUUACCUUUGUAAAUUCUGAAAAGUUCUGAAUUCUGAAACAUAUGUGAUUCCAAAAACUUCAGAUAAAGAAUUACAAACCAUUGGAAGGAAAACUGGAAGGGGAAUUGUGAGUGAGCUAAAAACUUCAAUAGAGGAAAUCAGUAACUAUUUUGUAAAAUGCUUAAAUCAAGAAGUAAAAGUAUAUGCAUGUUAUAUAGGGUUAUGGACCAGACAAUUUAGUUAGAAAUUCAAAUAAAUUUCCCUUUGAAGUAGAGUGGAAUGGGGUGGGAGAUUUUCUUCUCAUCCCAUGCUCUUAAGAACUCUUUGGACUGUUACUGCAUGUAUGUAUUAUUUAGGCUUAAAUAAAUUAAUUUCUUCAACAAACUUGCUUUUUUGUACAAUAUUAUAGGUGAUAUAUCUCAAAAGGUAAAAAAUUAAAAGCUUCAAGAAAUAAUAUGCAAAAUAGACUGUAAACAAUAAAACAUACUACAAAAAAAGUAAGUGAUAAUUUAGCUAUGCAGAGAAGAGAAUGACUCCUGUUUUUAGAACUAAGAGUGUAAGUAGCUGAAAAAGUCUGUGUUUAUGGGGAGAUGGACCUGGUGGACUGUCAGGGAAGGAAGAGGGGAGUGAGGCAGAAGAGUCUUCAAAAUGAUGACUUGUUGGAGCUGAAAGGUCUCAAUCCAAGAGGUUUAAGAGGGAGAUGGAAAUGGGGGGAAAGAUACCGGAAAGUUUAUAACGGAGAACAUAUUUCCACACCUUUCUGGUAGACAGGGAAAACCAAUCUGCAGCUCCCUAAUUUAGAUCUAUCUUCAGACAGAUCUAACAACAACAACAAAACCUAUCUGAACAGCUUCUUAUCUGUUAGGGAGGGGAGAAAAAAAAUGCAUCUUCCGUAGGAAAUCUAGGUUAAUUAAUUUUACUUUCAAUUAAAAGACUCUGAAACAUAAGCAAGAAGGUUUUUAAAGAAACUGAGUAUAAAGUCAACUUUUUCCAGAUUGCUAAUUAAAUGUAUGACAUAAGUGAAACAUGGCUCAUCUGACCAGGAUCCCAAAGUAGAUGAGCUAACUAAAUCUCACAGGUGGUCCCUAAGGACAGCCUUCAACCCAGAAUUCAUUGCCCUAAUCCAGCCUAAAUAUUUUAAGGGCGUGAACAAAUAUGAUGAGGUCAUUGAUGAGAAAGGGUUCUUUGGUUCCAUCCUCAUCUUGGCAGCUGUGGCAGCUGUGAUAUCUCUUCAGACACCCAGAUUAUAGGUUAAACCCUCAAGUUGAGCCUUUGAGUUUUAGAAGGAGAUAGAAAUUUCUUGAAAUAGGCUUUUGAUGCAGCAGAAAUGAUGGCAUAGGAGCUGUAUGCAAAAUUAUUACAAUGGGAGUGACCAGAAACAUUGUCAAUUAAAAUAAUAUACAAAGACUUAAUUUAAAAAAUAGGUAAUGAAGACAACUCUCCAAAGAGAACUUAACAACAACACAAAAAAUGCCUCAAGUCCAUGUCGAGUUAAGAGUGUACAUGGGAGUGGCAGUGAGGCCUCUGACAGGUGGCAGGGGAAAUAAGUUGACAGAUGAGCUUUACAUUUCUUGAAAACUCUGUCUUUAUCUCACAGUUCACAGAGGUGGAUGGAAAGGGAGCAGAUGUCAGAAACAGCAGUGCUUCUCAGGGAAGAUUAAGUGGUAGAGGAAAUGAAGAUCACAUUACCAAAUAAGACAAGAAGGGAAAGCAGUGUGUCUAAAUGGAAUUGGAUGGAAUGGCCAGGUGGAAUGUGAAUCUGAAAUUUGAGGAGAUAUCACACUAAAGCAGUGAACAUCAAGCUAUCACAAUGUAUCUGGUUGGGAUUCCAUUAAUUGGUGACAAUUAUGGGUGCUUCAUUUAUUUGUUAAUAAAAUAGUGCCAUGGAGGAUAAGACAAUUAAAUUAUUUUUUAUAUAAGUAUAUUUGAUUUACAAUGUUGUUAGUUUCUGAUAUAAAGCAAAGUUGAUUCAAUCAUUUUUAUACAUUCUUAUAGAUAUUCUUUUCCAUUAGGGUUUAUUACAGGAUAUUAAAUACAGUUUCCUGAACUCUAUUGUUGUUUAUCUAUUUCAUAUAUAGUAGUUUAUAUCUGUGAAUCCCAAACUCCUAAUGUAGCCCUCCUCCUUCCCUUUCCCCUCUGGUAACCAUGAGUUUGUUUCUAUGUCUGAGUCUCUUUCUGUUUUGUAAAUAAGUUCAUGUGUAUGGUAUUUUAGAUUCCACAUGUCAAUGAUAUCAUAUGAUCAUAUUAUGGUCAUUGUAUUUCUGACUUCACUUAGUAUGGCAGUCUCUAGGUCUGUCCAUGUUGCUGCGAAUAACAUUAAGGAAAAUUACAUUUUUAACUUUUAGACAUGUAUAUUGUUUUAUUUCAGAAAUUAUGGGAAGUUGAAAGUGUUGUUGCAAUGUGUGGAAAGAACUAGGAUUUAGGAAGAUUUGGGGUUAACAUAAGAAUUGAUGAAAUCACAAUACGUUACUUUUCAUUCAUUCUUUCCCCCCUCAUUCCACUUCCCUUCUCUCCCUUUAUUUCUUCAUCUGUUCUUAUUGGGAUGGGGAACGUGUGGGAAGUCACAAAUGUUAUUCAAAUACAAUUUAUUAUUAAGGGUAUUGCCCACGUUAUUAUUAUAUGAGUAUGGAUUCAGUAAGCAAACAUUUGUAUAAGAAAUGUAAUCAAUUAGAUUCCUAGUCCACAUAUUAAAGAUCUUUUCAACUAAAGGAACUUGAGGCUGGAAUUUAAAAGACCUGACGGCUAGUUCUUAGUUUUCUCCUAGUUAGCACUAUGACCUCAGGAAAGUCACAUGCCUUCUUCGGCUGUUAAUUUCUGUAGAUAGAAAUCUGAGAUAAUAUCAGAUAUUGAAUGUUCUUGGUGGUUUGAAUACCAUAGUAAGUGGUGAUUCUAGUUAAAGCAGAUGGCAUUCACUGUAAUCAUAGAAAGGGAAAGGAUGGCUCCAAGAACAGAAAGUUAUCUUAGUAAAGGAGUUCCUACAUUUUUAUCUAUUCAUUCUACUAAUGCUAAUUAGACAUGAGUGUGAUUUUCUAUGCCUGGGAAUGUGUUUCUUCCAGAUAUACACAUUGCUCAUUCUUUUGACUCCUUUAGGUCUUCACUUAAUGGCCAUCUUCUCGUGAGGCUUUUCUUUUUCCCUAUUUAAAAUUGUACAUAUAUGCGCAUACAUACAUACACAAACACACCACACCCUUUAUCUGGAAUUCUCUGUCUCCCCAUUUUAUGUUUUAUUUUUCUCCGUAACACUCCCAAUUUUCUUAUAUUCUGAAAAUUCCACUUGUUUAUUUCAUUUUUUAUAUCCCCCCCACUAGAAAGUAAGAUGAAUGCAAGGAAUCUGCUUUGUUUAGUACUGUGACUUUAACACAUAAAAUAGAAUUUAUUGCAUAUUCAGCCCUCAGUAAUAUUAAAUUCUUGGUCAUCAAAUAGCUGAGGGAUUCUAGACUGGUUGUGAGUAUAUUGCUUAACUGGGAAUGGAUAGGGAAACUAGGAAAGUCAGAGGUGGUAGUGGGUCCAUAACUGUGAUUUUCAAGUGUUCUGAGCAAUAGGAUCUUUGCUUUAGAUGAAAACUUAUGUAGAGGCUCCUAUAAAAAGAGAGUAAGCACAGACCUAGUCUGAGUGAAGCAGGUGAAUGGAGUAAGGCCUACCCUGCUGCAUCCUCAAGGUGGCCCCUAAAGAGGCUCUGAACAGAUUUACCCAAGUUUACCUAAUCUCAAAAACACUCGGAUUACUUACUAAAAAUAUAAGUUCCCUGGCACCUCCCCUGGUAAGGAAUGAGAGUAUAGCAAGAAGUAGAUAAAGAGGCAGAGGUUCAUAUCAAGGAAGGUGACAGUAGGUAACAUGGAAGGGUAAGGAUUUAAGAGGUUGAGCAGAAAGGUAGGUUAGCAAAAGGGCAGUGGGGUCUAGUAAGUAAGUAAUUUUAAGGUGGUCAUUCACACUUGUCUCCCACAAGAGAAGGAUUAAAUUAGAUCUUGGUUUGGGUUGAGAAUCAGAUAUGUUUAAAAAGAGAAAAACAAAGCCAUAUUUAGGGGUUUGUUUUGUUGAAUUUUAUUAUUGACAAUGGCGCCAAAGAACCAACAUACAACCACUUGAACUAAAUAGAACUUCAGAGCGUUCUAAACAUUCAAACAUGUGAUGGAAAGAAAAUUCCAUUGGUCAAAGAUCUCAGAAGAGACAUAACUCACUCAUUCAUUAAACACUAGUACACAAACAUAAUCUAGAAUAACAUGUAUUCAUAUUUCUUGUUUUUUCAUAUUAAAAAAUAAAUGUCUUUUUCUAUCAGCAGAACGUAAUCAAUUAUCUGAUUUAAGUUCUGAAGCCUCUCCAGACACAUCUGCAGGUCCCAUUGUAUACUCAUUCUUUGGUGAAAAAUACCCAUAUAUCCUAUAUCUUUUCACUCAUCAAUCCUUAUAGUUCUUUGCAUUCAUAGAAAUAAGUCUGAGUUUCUUCUGAGAACAUCAUAUCCUCAAAACUACAUAAAAUAGAGAAUUCUCUUUUCCUCAUUAUCCUAGUUGCUUUUGGAUGUUUCAGACUCUCAGUAUCAAAAUAUCCAAAAUGGAACUCAUAGCCUCACUGAACCCAUGGCUUAUCCCCAUCUAUUAUUCCCUAUCUAGUGAACAUCAUCUCUCUGUCCAAUCUAUCCACCAAACCCCUGUUAGUUUUCAAAAUAGUUUUCAAAUAUACACAUUCUUCUUCUUACUCUCCAACUUGAGUGCAAGCUACUGUUUUCUUCUUCCUUAACUCCUGUAAUAGGUUCCUACCUGUUCUACUGUCUACUUCUUGCAGACAUUCUCUAAAUUCUUGGGAGUCUGCUGUAGGAGUAGCUCUGUCAGUCACUUCUUUGAUGUUUUCAAUGCCCUUAGGCCAUUUCAUCAUCUUUUUAUCAGGGCCAUUGAAGCAUCCGGCAUCCCAGUUGCUAUUCCAGCUUUUAGUCUCUGCCUUCUUCUAUUUAUCGAAUAUUCUAAUACCAUUUUAAUCUUCAUAGAGCAUCCAUAUUUGCCGACUGCCUUGUUGCUUGUUGAAUUCGAUUCGAACUUCUUAAUUUAGCAUUCUCUUCACCAGAAAUACCCUGUUCUUAUACUUAUGCCUAUCAAAAUACUGGUCACCCUUCAAGACUCUUGAAGCUUUUCCUGUCCUUCCUUCAGCUUGAUGAGGCCAUUCUGUCCUUUGAACUCAUAUAGACCCAACAUGCUCUCUUACUAUAGAUGAUAGACGUCCUUGAAAGCAGAGCUUCACUUUUAUAUCUCCACCUUGCAUUGUCCCUUCCACACAGAUAAUACUCCGUGCACUUAGUGAAUUUUAAUGCAUUUUAUUGGAAUGGUUUUUUAGGCCUUGAGUCCCAGAAAAGAGCUAAUUAUGCUAUUCAUGUUAGUAUUCUGGAGUUCUGUAAUAAUCAAAUGGAAACCACCCCACUUAUGAAAGCAUAGCUUCACUCUGUUUUAUUUCAAAGUAAGCCAGGUUCUUUUACCAUCAGAGAGGAAAAAGGGGGAUUAAACUGAAAUUAAUGUUUUGAUGAAGAUGAGGCAGAUGGUAAAUUGACCCGAGGGAAGCCAAAAAAAAAAAAAAAAAAAAUCAACUUGCCACAUGUUA
Sus scrofa (pig) is the source of this 14057-nucleotide messenger RNA. RefSeq names its product dynamin 3 (gene DNM3). Gene Ontology annotation, molecular function: microtubule binding; GTPase activity; GTP binding. Lineage: Eukaryota; Metazoa; Chordata; Mammalia; Artiodactyla; Suidae. Gene Ontology annotation, cellular component: microtubule; plasma membrane; synapse. Gene Ontology annotation, biological process: synaptic vesicle budding from presynaptic endocytic zone membrane; receptor internalization. The record is from RefSeq and is a predicted model, not a curated record.